Molecule: messenger RNA, 3274 nt
Organism: Fomitiporia mediterranea MF3/22
Lineage: Eukaryota; Fungi; Basidiomycota; Agaricomycetes; Hymenochaetales; Hymenochaetaceae
Product: copper P-type ATPase CtaA
Exons: 4
Coding region: 72-3074 (1000 amino acids)
Biological process (GO): copper ion homeostasis; monoatomic cation transport
Cellular component (GO): membrane
Molecular function (GO): copper ion binding; ATP hydrolysis activity; ATP binding
Source: RefSeq, a predicted model, not a curated record
UCCUCUCUCUCCCUUCUGGUGGACGGGCAAUCCCACUUUAGCUCAUAAGUCAACCCUUACGGCCGCCCGCCAUGUCUGUGAUUACUACUGCUUUCAGCAACCUGCUGGCAAAGACACCGCUGUCUGCGGCCUUUGCAUCGAACGUACAUCUCCCAGAGGCUGAGGACAAGUCUUUACUCGCUGAGCAGAAGGGCGGAAUGGAGGUAGAGAAAUGUGAUCUCCGGAUUGAGGGAAUGACGUGCGGUGCUUGUGUUGAGUCCAUCGAAGGCAUGCUGCGAGGCCGGGAUGGGAUACACUCCGUGAAAGUGGCUCUGCUAGCUGAGCGUGGUGUCGUUGAGUUCGACCCAUCAAUAUGGACAGUCGAGAAGGUCGUCGAGGAAAUAAACGACAUGGGUUUUGAUGCAACUCUUAUCCCUCCAAGUCGGACUGAUACUAUUACACUACGAAUAUUCGGGAUGACAUGCUCCGCUUGCACCAACACAAUAGAAACUGGUCUAUCGUCUGUGCCGGGUGUCUCGAAAGUAGCAGUAUCGCUAACAACAGAAACUGCACAAAUCGAAUUCGACCGGGUACUCAUCAGUCCGCGAGAGAUGGUCGAACGAAUAGAAGACAUGGGCUUUGACGCUGUUGUAUCGGAUCAUGAGGACGCAACCCAGCUCCGCUCUUUGACCCGUUCGAAAGAAAUUCAGGAAUGGCGAGCACGGUUUUGGACGUCGUUCGCAUUCGCGGUCCCCGUCUUCUUUAUCGGCAUGAUAUUCAAACACAUCUCAUUCCUUCGAUGGAUAGCAGACUACAAGAUUGCUACUGGCAUUUAUCUGGGCGACGUGUUAUCGCUUAUUCUGACGACACCUGUUCAGUUCUGGCUUGGGAAGAAAUUCUACAAGAACUCGUUCAAGGCGUUAAAGCACGGAUCCGCUACUAUGGAUGUCUUGGUGACUAUUGGCACGACGGCGGCUUAUUCUUAUUCUGUAUUUGCCAUGGUUUGCGCAGCGUUCAGCAGUGAUCCCGAUGACAGGCCUUCCGUCUUCUUUGACACAAGCACUAUGCUUAUCAUGUUUGUUUCUCUCGGACGGUACCUCGAGAACAAGGCCAAAGGAAAGACGAGUGCAGCUCUCACAGACCUCAUGGCCCUCAGUCCAAGCAUGGCCACAAUUUACACUGAUCCAGAGUGUACGCAAGAGAAACGAAUUGCGACAGAGCUAUUACAACCCGGCGAUAUUGUCAAACUCGUGCCUGGUGACAAAGUUCCUGCGGACGGAACUGUUAUCCGUGGUUCUUCGAGCAUUGAUGAGAGUGCCGUUACCGGAGAGCCAGUUCCGGUUGUGAAACAAGUUGGUGAUAACGUCAUCGGCGGGACCGUUAACGGACUUGGAACAUUCGAUAUGCAAGUCACUCGCGCGGGCAAGGAUACUGCUCUAGCGCAGAUAGUCAAGCUUGUCGAGGAUGCGCAGACGAGCAAGGCACCUAUUCAAGCGUUUGCAGACAGAGUUGCAGGAUUCUUCGUCCCCACUGUCGUUUCACUUGCGCUAAUCACGUUUGUCGGAUGGAUGAUCAUCUCACACGUCGUACCGGACAUGAACCUCCCUGUGAUAUUCCAUAUGCACGGAACGAGUAAACUUGCUGUCUGUCUGAAGUUGUGCAUUUCUGUUGUAGUUGUUGCCUGCCCCUGUGCGUUGGGUCUGAGCACGCCGACUGCCAUCAUGGUCGGCACUGGUGUCGGUGCCCAGAACGGAAUUCUGAUCAAGGGUGGUCGAGCUUUGGAGGCGAGCAGGAGUAUUCGUCGGAUUGUUCUCGACAAGACCGGUACGGUGACGGAAGGCAAGCUCCAAGUUGUCGCGUUGGCAUGGGUUCCCUCAGGGUUUGAGUCUGAUGCACAUGCGGAUGCAACCAAACCUGGCAAAUUUGAUGAGCAACCGCUUUCGACGCUUUGCGCGGAUGGAGUAACUUCUCGUGCUGCAGUGCUCUCGAUGGUCGCCGCAGCCGAAGCGCGAUCCGAACAUCCACUUGCGAAGGCAGCAGCUACGUACGGAAAGGACCUCGUUGCAAAAUCAUUAUCAAAUGUCCCAGAGGUGAACAUUGUCACGUUCGAAAGUGUCACUGGUGCAGGUGUAAGAUCGACUAUAACGCUUGCAGGAUCCAGCAUGUACUACACUGUGCUUGUUGGAACAGCCAAGUUCGUCUCGCAGUCCGAGUACGACGAGACACAUCUUCCGGCGGAGCUCGCAUCUUUCGCUGAACGAGAAGAGGAGCAAGGACGCACGGUUAUUUUCGUUAGCCUUGCAAGCUCAGCUUCCGCAGCUCAGAAAUCAUCCGCGCAUGCUCGACCUAUCCUUGCCAUGUCGUUAUCUGAUGUACCUAAGGCGUCUUCUGCACGUGCAAUUAAGGCGCUUCAUGAUAUGGGUAUUGAAGUAAACAUGAUGACUGGUGAUGGGCGUACGACCGCUAUUGCGAUUGCCAAGGAAGUAGGUAUUAACCCAGAGGGUGUUUGGGCGAGAAUGAGUCCGAAGGGUAAAGCGAAGGUUGUUGGUGAGCUGAUGGAGAGGGACAAGGGAGGGGUAGCAAUGGUUGGCGAUGGCAUAAACGACUCCCCAGCUCUUGUCGCUGCCGACGUUGGCAUUGCACUCUCUUCAGGAACUUCUGUCGCUGUCGAAGCAGCCGACAUCGUCCUCAUGCGCUCCGACCUUCUCGACGUUGUCGCAGCUCUCCAUCUCUCCCGCUCAAUUUACAGCGUUAUCCGACGAAAUCUCGUCUGGGCAUGCAUCUACAACGUCUUCGGUAUCCCACUCGCCAUGGGUAUCUUCCUCCCAUUCGGAUUGCAUCUUCACCCUAUGAUGGCAGGUGCGAUGAUGGCGUUCUCGAGUGUGAGUGUCGUCAGCAGUAGUCUAACGUUGAGGUGGUGGAGGAGACCUGAGAGUAGCGUCAUGCCCGGAGAGGAGAGACCUGGCGAGACGAUGAUACAGAGCGCGAAUCGGUUUAUUGCAGACGUUUGGAGUGAAAUACGUGCACGUGUGCGAGGGGGGAAGGAUACGAAGGGAUAUAGUCAGUUGCCUAUGGAGAUGACCCAGGCAGUAUGAGUAUUUAGGUUUGGGUUUGGUGUCGCUUUUGCUCUCCAAGCUUUUUUGUAUUAUUGUUUUUGAAGUUGCUGCUGUUGUGGCUUUCGUCGCUCUCUCUUAUUUUUUUUCGAUUUUUUUUUGUUUACUUUGUUUACUUACUUGGGAAGUUGGUAAAGAUCUGUAUUAGAUGCAUAAUAAUUUAAUUUCAACUUGCGAAGAAC